Molecule: messenger RNA, 543 nt
Organism: Plasmodium reichenowi
Lineage: Eukaryota; Apicomplexa; Aconoidasida; Haemosporida; Plasmodiidae
Exons: 1
Biological process (GO): Golgi to endosome transport
Cellular component (GO): endosome; trans-Golgi network
Source: RefSeq, a predicted model, not a curated record
UUGUUUGAGUAAUAUAAUAUCUAUUAAUAAAUUAUUAUAUUUUAUAACUCGUCCUGAGUUUUUGUUUAUUGACAAUUUGUAUAGUAUAUUCAAGGAUUAUAUAAAAAAUAGAAAUGAGUACAAUAAAGAAAGAUUAAGUAAAUCUGAUUAUUAUUAUGAACAGAGGGAGAAGUUAUAUAAGGAACAUAGAAGGAAAAUGAAUAGGCAGAAUAUAAGAACAGAUAGUAGUAACAACAACAAUAUUAAUAAUAGUAGUAGUAAUAAUAAUAAUAAUAAUAAUAAUAAUAGUAACAUAUAUAAUAAUAAUUAUUAUUAUAGUAGUAGUAUUAAUAAAGUCAGCUUUGAUGAUGAUGAAAAGAUUGAAGUAGAAAGUUUUUUAGACCAUAACGGUGUAGUAGGUAGUAAUAAGAAAAUAAAAAGAGAAAAGAUACGUGAAUAUUUUAAGAAAGAAAAGAAUUUAUUAAAGAAAUUAAAUUUUAUGACAAAGUUUAAUAAGAAUACUAUAAAGAAAAGUAUGAUAGUUAUGAACAAUUCAGAUGAAUG